GCGUGUUGAGGAGAUCGGUCUGAUCAGUCAUCACUCAUCCUAAUGGCCGACAGGAAUCGCAUUUGCCGUGAUGUUAGUGAGUGACAUUCUCGAGACACGCUUAUAGUAAGGUGAGGCUUAUGAUAAAGAGUGACUAGGAGGUAUAUGUCUUGUAGAUUGGUCUUCUUUUUUUUGUGUUGUUCAGCACAACCAAGUCCUAUGCUAUGAUCCGCAGCUUUCCUUUUCACGAGAGAGCACCCUUUUUUUCUUAGUUUUAACAUAUUUAUAUAUUGAAGAUUCUGGAUUCUGAAUUACUAUGGUUGCAAAUCCCAUGGAUGUCCUCAUCGUAGGCGCCGGGCCGACUGGCCUUAUCCUCGCCUUGUUUCUCGUCAAACAAGGCGUCAGAGUUCGUAUAAUCGACAAGAUGUCCAUGUCAGCCGAGACCUCACGAGCCACAGUUGUACAUGCACGAACUCUCGAGCUCUACCGCCUCGCGGGGUUGACGGAAAAGUGUCUUGCCCAAGGACAACCGGCUAAAGCAUCGAACAUCUGGGUCGCAGGAGCAAUCAAGGGGCGAGUCCCUCUGGCUGAAGUUGGAAAGGGUCUCACUCCUUAUCCAUUCCUAUUCGUUCUGCCACAGGACAUCCACGAGCGUAUACUCAAUGAAGAAGCUGAGCGGUGUGGUAUCAAUGUCGAGCGCAACACCGAGCUACUGAACUUGACCGAUCAUGGCACUCAUGUUACUGCGGAGCUCCGCAUGCCCGACGGUGGAAAAGAGACAUGUACCACCUCCUAUAUCGCGGGAUGCGACGGUGCUCGUUCCGCCGUCCGCAAUGCCUUAAAUAUGGAGUUCGUCGGCGACGCCUACCACCAUCUCUUCUACGUCGCAGACAUUGAAGGCAGCGGUCCUUGCAUGAACAACGAAACACACAUGAAUCUAGACGAGGCCGACAUCAUUGGCGUAUUCCCCUACGACAAACCUGGCCACUGCCGCCUUAUCGGCAUGGUGCAUGAUGAGCGAGUUGACCGCCCGGAGGCUCUCACUCUCGACUCCGUCGGGAGCCGUGCCAUCGACCAGCUAAACAUGCAUAUCGACAAGGUCAACUGGUUCUCGACAUAUCGCGUACAUCACCGCGUUGCGGAGCAUUUCGCCCAGGGCCGCGCAUUCCUGGUUGGAGACGCCGCUCAUAUCCAUAGCCCUGCGGGCGGCCAAGGCAUGAACACCGGCAUCGGGGACGCCAUCAACCUUUCGUGGAAACUAGCGAGCGUGAUCCACGGCAAAGCGACGGCAGACCUACUUCCAUCGUACGAGACGGAGCGACGUGCAUUUGCGCUCAAGCUCGUGCAAACGACCGAUCGCGUCUUCACCACACUGACGGCGGAGAGCGUCGUGGCGGGGAUUGUCAGGAGGCGGGUCGCGCCAUUGAUAGUCCCGCUCGUGUUAUCGAUCGGACGGGCCCGUGAAUUCUUCUUCCGCGCCGUCUCGCAGAUCGGGAUCAAUUACCGGAGCACUCUGCUGUCGGAAGGCGCAACGGGCGAUGUCCAUGGAGGAGACCGUUUGCCGUGGGUUGCAGAUGCAAAUGGAUCUGACAAUUUCGCAAGCUUUGAUGAUCGAAUCGGGUGGCAGGUCCAUGUAUAUGGGCUGGCGAAGGGGAUACUCAGAGAAUGGUGCGGCAGCACGAAUGUCCAGUUGCACGAGUAUGAAUGGCACCAGGAUCAAUACCAACGAACGGGGUUGGUUCGCGACGCAGCAUACUUGAUACGUCCUGAUACAUAUAUUGCCGUUGCUGACCUAGUGGGAGACGCUAAAGCGUUCGAGGAGUAUGCGGAACGCAAUCGGCUUGUGUUUUCAGGGGUUGCUGGGUCUUAGGUGUUGCCGGGUAAUAGGACUAUAUUCUCGAUCCGGCGCGACUGUACUAUAGCGAACAGUAAUAUUAGCGUUUACAUGCCUCAAUAUGGUCCUCUUCCAGUGACUGAAGUAGUAGUUUCCGACCCGAUCAUAGCUCCGGAUGCUCGGAAGCUGGGUAGGGCUACGGAAACUCUUUCCGGUCAUUGGCUGGUUUCAGGGGUCAACUCAGCUCCCUUCCCCGCAUCUACUCUAACCUCGAAUCAGCAAGUGGCGUUGUUCUGGUGUGAUUCUAAGAGAUCGAGGGAUCUGUAGGUGAG
Eremomyces bilateralis CBS 781.70 is the source of this 2145-nucleotide messenger RNA. RefSeq names its product 2-polyprenyl-6-methoxyphenol hydroxylase-like oxidoreductase. The coding region runs from base 296 to 1849 and encodes 517 amino acids. The transcript has a single exon. The record is from RefSeq and is a predicted model, not a curated record. Gene Ontology annotation, molecular function: FAD binding. Lineage: Eukaryota; Fungi; Ascomycota; Dothideomycetes; Eremomycetales; Eremomycetaceae.